Molecule: messenger RNA, 1677 nt
Organism: Marmota flaviventris (yellow-bellied marmot)
Lineage: Eukaryota; Metazoa; Chordata; Mammalia; Rodentia; Sciuridae
Gene: Tsga10ip
Product: testis specific 10 interacting protein
Biological process (GO): cilium organization
Cellular component (GO): photoreceptor connecting cilium; ciliary basal body; cilium
Source: RefSeq, a predicted model, not a curated record
AUGAAGCCGGACACCAACAUGCUAAACACCCAUCAACAGUUGGUCAGGGCCAACUCGGAAAGACCAGCUCAGGACCUGGGCCCUCAGACUCCAGAGACAGCCACAGGCCUACUCCAGCUUCUGUCCGGCUUUUCCCCGGCAGAGCAGGGGAACCUGGGGAAUGAUGAUGAUGUGCCCAGGCAAGGCCGGCCACAGAGGUCUCAGAGCGCAGGGCAGAGGGCAAAGAAGGACUGCGGAACCCAGGGGCGGAACAAGAAAGGACAAGCCUCCGCUGAGGAUGAGGAUCUCUUCCCGGCUCCUCUCCGGAAACCCUCCUUCCCCUUCCAGUGGGCCUGGGAGAACUUCAUCAUGGAUGGUCAGGCUCUGCUUCAGACAAGCUCCCCUGAGGCCCCUGGCCACCAAGUCCUGCCCUCGCCCCUAGCAAUCCUCCAGCACAAGUCCAGGCGCAAAUCCAUGUUCAACUUCCCAGAAUCCCUUGAUUUCUGCCAAAAGACGGAGAUGCAAAAUCUGGAACAGAGACAGCAGCUGGGGGCCUGGGGUGGCAUCCUCCUCCCUCCCAGCAAAGGGGAGAACCAAGGGCUGGAGCUAUCUAGCAAGUGUGGCCUCUGGCUGCCUGGGAAGAGGUCAGGAUCAGAAACAGAGUCCGAGGAGGCUGCAGAGCGGGAGGGCCUAGGUGUGGAGGAGGUGGAGAGGGGUCUGAGCCCUGGGGAACUGCUCCAGAUCCCCAGGAGGGGCUUGAUUUUGGAGGAGGAGCGGUUCUCAGAGGCAACCGAGGAGGCUGAGCAGUGGGAUCACAGCGCCCCCCACAGGAGGAAGGGCAGCUCUCAGAAAAAAGGUCAGAAUUCUGGAAAGGAGGCUUUGGAAGAAGGGGAGCUGCGGGGCCAGAGCCAGGGAAGCAGCUCCAGCUUCAACAGCUUCAGAGGGUCACAGAGGGGGAUGUCAAAGGCCAAAGAGGUGCAGGGGCCCUGGGACCUAGAGAAGCUGCACGGGCAGUUACAGCAAGAAUUGAACUGUGGCCCCCAAAAGCAGUCCUGGAAGGCUUUCCGGGCUGCCUCCAUCCGGAGUGAGAAAGCCCAUGACAUGGGAGAAAAGGAAAAGUUCCUGUUUGCCAGCUUCCCUAAUCGCACCUUCCACAAACGACAUGAGGCCACCAGAAGCCUGCUGCAGAGUUGGGAGCGGCAGCAGCGGGAGCAGCAGCAUCAGGCUGAGCUGCGCAGGACUCGGGAACAUCGGGUUCAGCAGCAGGUGGUCCGCUGCCUAGCAUCCUAUGCACCCCCAGGGGGCCGGGGGCCCAGUGCCACCCAGCGCAAGGUGGAGGAACUGAGGCGCCAAGAGCGACAGCGCUUUGCUGAGUACCAGGCGGAGUUGCAGGGCAUCCAACACAGGGUGCAGGCCCGGCCCUUCCUAUUCCAGCAGGCCAUGCAGACCAAUGCCAGGCUCACCGUGGCCCGGCGCUUCUCCCAGGUGCUGUCAGCACUAGGAGUGAAUGAGGAGGAGCUGGUGGCUGAGACACAUAAAAGGGACACAGUGGGAACCUCCAGGAAACCCAGGAGCCACAGGUCAAUGGGGGUGAGAAUGGAGCCCUCUUCUCGGAGCCCCCCAAAGACAGAACCCACUGGCAGCCAGCCUGACAGGCACUUUUCCGCCAGCCUGGACAGAGUGCUGUCCCCAAGAUGA